CCCUUUAAGCGGGCAGCUGUCGUCACAGCAGGAUGACUCGUAUAUUUUGCGACAGGACGUUGCAGGCACCGGCUCUCCGUCCGUCCGCCCGUCGCUGCCUGAUCAUCAUCGGCUCUUAUUAAAACCGAGGAUCAAAUGUCGCGUGUUUAUAUCACCGGCCAAGUGUUAUAUAUAAUGUGAUACAAUGCUCCUGUCGUCCGAGAAUCAAACACCAGCUUCUUUGGUGAGGAGGAAGACGCCGUAGUGUUGUGCAUGACCUUGUUGCAUCGGAAGGAGAAACCCCUUUGCUGACUGGAGUUCACAGCAGACCGACCCCACCAGCAGCAGCAGCAGCUACAUCUCACUCCUCGGGGCUCCUGCAAGAGCCACUUUUUGCCCCACAACCAAAUGACGUUAACUGCCUCCACAGAAGCAGCACACACACGGGACUCCCCCCCGUAACUCCUGUGCACUGUGCUGGGCUCCGGUAGCCCACCCAUGCCUGUGAUCCCCAUCCCACGGCGGGUGCGCAGCUUCCAUGGCCCCCACACCACCUGCAUGCACUCGGCCUGUGGGUCGACGCACGCUUCCAAGCUAGUGCGCACCAAGUACAAUAACUUUGACCUGUACCUGCGCUCGCGGUGCAUGUACAGCUUCCUCCGUUUCCUCCUCUACUUUGGCUGCAGUCUGCUGACCUCCCUGCUCUGGGUAGCGCUCUCCGCUCUCUUCUUCUUGCAGUACGUCAGCGUGCGAGUACUCCUGCGGCUCCAGUACAAGCUGUCAGUAAUCCUGUUGUUGUUGGGGCACAGGCGCCUGGACUUUGGGGUGCUCAAUGACCUGAUCAUCUACAGCAUGCAGAUCACCAUGUUUCUGGUUGGGGGGCUCGGCUGGUGCUUCAUGGUGUUCGUGGACAUGUAGCUGCGAUGUGAGCGGCGUUAGGGGGGGAAACGUGGUGUAUGAUGUGGAUGCUUCACACUGUAACUUCAGCAUUGUGUGUUGUUAUGGAACGACAUAAAACACCCUUUGACAUCAACUAAAAAUCUUAUUGGUUUAGUUUCAGAUAUGAUAGAAUCCAAUAAGAAUCUGUGCAACAAAAAUAUGUGUGUGUACGGUCCUUUUUUAAAAAAGAUGUUCAUGUAUAAGGAGAACCACCUGGUUGCUGAAAAGUCCAAAUGAUGCAUGAAGUGUGAAGUCUGAUAACGAGAAUCGAGGUUUGAGUCAUCAGGACUCUCCGUUUUCACAAAUCUUAAAAGGGCAUCUUGACUGGAAACUCAUUUGUUUACAAUAAUGGAAAAUGUGAAUGUCAGUGUUGCAUGAAAAAAAAAAAAA
Larimichthys crocea (large yellow croaker) is the source of this 1308-nucleotide messenger RNA. RefSeq names its product transmembrane protein 250 (gene tmem250). The coding region runs from base 478 to 897 and encodes 139 amino acids. The record is from RefSeq and is a predicted model, not a curated record. The transcript has 2 exons. NCBI's taxonomy places the organism in Eukaryota, Metazoa, Chordata, Actinopteri, Sciaenidae.